AAUCUAGCAUAGUGCAAUGUGUAUUUAAAGAAUUAUUCUUUUAAUGAGAUUUAGCUCGUGAAGAACAUCCAUUAUCUGUCCUGCUACUUAUACUCUGCAAAUAUUUGGCUCUUAUAGGUCAGGAAUGAAAGCCUAGGAGUUUUGGGGCUGGGAAUGGGCUUGGUGGUGUUCUGGGUUUUGGGUAUUUGGUACCCAUUCAAUCUAUGAUAGCAAACAUUUAUGCUACAGCAAUCUGAUAAUCGAGUUGGGAAGAUUGUUUCAUGAGAAGGGUUUAUGAAAUCUCUGUUGAGAAGGAAGUACGUGCAUAUAAUAGGGACUAUUUCCUCUAACAGGAUUUCACAAAAAGAUUAGUAUGUUCAAUCCUAAGAGUUUUGAGCUUUUACAGAAGUUUGAGUUCUUCGCCAUGAGAAAAUGUUCAAUCCUAUAGGGAAAAACGCCUUGCAUGGUAUGUAUAGCUAAGAGUUUUGAGCUUUUACAGAAGUUUGAUUUCUUCUUCUUAGUAUUGGUUGAAAACCCAUGCUUAUUAGAAUCACCUUUUGUCAGUGCUUUCUUCAGAUAUCCUUUUCCAAUCUUAGUUUAUUUGGGUAUAGCUGAUAUGGGUCAUGAGGAUUUUUACAUCCUCCUAAGCCUCAUGGGAGAGCUGGGCUUGACCAAUUCCAUAGAAGCAGCCCAAAAGCAGAAUCAUUUGGUUAGAAUUUAGGGGUUUGGCCUUUAUUGCAGUUUACAUAAAAUGCUUCCUUUUUUGUCAUGGUUGUGCAUAUCAAUUUUUUAUCUGCAUUGAUAUCACACUUCAACUUUGGUUAUCAUAUCUUUCUGUGUUUUCUUGCUUUUAGUGAUAUUGGGAUGAAUCUCCCCAUGUAACUUUCAACACAGUCUAGCUUCAGACGGUUCAUUGUAUUUUUCAACUUUUAGUAGAAUUCCUUUUGCCUUUUACCUUAUUCCUUAAAAGUUUUUCACUGAUUUGAAGUGGAAGGGCAGCUUUUGGAAGAAUAACUAUCAUGGCAGCCAGCAACUACAAUCUUAAGCAUGGCCAAGAACAUGAAAAUUCCAGGAAGAUCUCAGACCUUGUAAGUGAAGAGUUCAGCAAGGAUGGACGACACUUUGGAACACGGAACUCUUGCUUUGAUUUCAAUGAAUUCGCGGAUGAUGAUUAUAUUGAUAUUGAAGUAGAAUCUGCCAUGUUUUGGGAAGCAGUGAGCAGGACAAAGCUGAAUGGGAACAGAGCAGAGUCAAGAGAAUUCGAGUUCGAUGCCAAGGCCUUAAUGGAUGAUCCAGGUUGUGUUGCUUCUCCUGCAGAUGAACUUUUCUAUAAAGGUCAGCUGCUUCCUCUCCAUCUUCCUCCCAGGAUUCAGAUGGUGGAGAAUCUUUUGGCCUCAGAAAAGUCUAAGGAAAACAAACCCCAAAGCCUUUUAGGGAGGGAGAAACCAGAGCAGAACUCAGGAGGAGGAGGAUCUUUCUAUAGGGAAUCUGCAGAUGAUUCUGCAUUUUUCCACACUCCUUAUGAGUCCUGUGAUGCUACACCUUAUGAUUCAUGUGAAGCCAGUCAAGAGCUCAAUGCAGAUCUCUAUGAAGCCUUUAAGGAAAAUCACAGAGUGACAAUCAAGGAAGCAGCGGAAGCUGAAUCAAAAAGGGAAAAGCAUCAACGUUUGCCAAUGCUGAAGAAGGCCAAGAAGCUGCUGGAUUCCACCCAAUCCAAACAAGCAGCCUUAGCCCUUAAAUUGAAGGCUUCCAGAUUAUAUCUCAAGUCUUUAUUCUCAAAAUCCACAGAAACCAAAGAUCAGAACCAACAUCAAAGAAGGACUAAAGAAUUAGAUCAAAGAGAUCUAAUGAACAAUACCAGUACUGAUCAAGCAGAUCAAAACAGGGUGACCGAGGCCAUAAACCGUUAUGUGAAGGUAAUAAAGCCAGGCUCUGCAAAUGGAAACAUGGAUAUAACAAGAGAAGGGUACAAGGUAGCAGAAGCAGUGGCCAAAACUAUUCAUAAAGAAAAUUCAUCCAUGAUAGAAGAUCAUGUGGGUCGCAGAAAGUCCUUCUCUGGGAGCCUCCCCUCCAGUAAAGUGAAUGUUGAAUCUCAGAAGGCCAAUGUCUCCUAUUGUUCAAACCGUGUAAUUCCUAGCCCGAUUGGAGCUUUUCUUAAGAGAAGCAGCAGUACUAACAUAGACAUGGAGAGUGCCAUUGAAGGAGCCAUUGCUCACUGCAAACAAUCAGCUCAUUCAGCUUCAAAGAAUAAUAUCGAUCCAUCCCAUAUUAAUCAUCAAAGACCAUGUUCAAAUGUAGAAGGAUAUGUAAGGCCUCGUUCUGGUUCAAGGAUUGCAGUUUGUGAGCAACCAGAAAAAUCUGGUCUGUGUCGAGGAUAGCUAUAAUCUAUUCAUGAUUGCAGACAAGGUGAAAGUUAUAAGUUACUAUUCUUUUGAACCAUUCAUGAAAAUUGUACAUAUAUCUGUCAAAUUGUAACUUUUUUGUACUGACCUUGACGAUUUUUCUCAAAGUUCUGCAAUGUCUAUUUCUAAGUCAAGAUUCAAUCUUUGUUCCCUUGAAAUAACUAGAUGGUAUCUUAGCAGGUCUAGAAGUGUAAUGAAGUUGGGGAAGGCCUCAAGUUUACUAUAGCAUUCCUAGAAAUUUAAUUC
This is a messenger RNA of Cryptomeria japonica (Japanese cedar), 2627 nucleotides long. Its product is annotated as probable membrane-associated kinase regulator 4. Gene Ontology annotation, molecular function: kinase inhibitor activity. Gene Ontology annotation, cellular component: plasma membrane. The coding region runs from base 999 to 2357 and encodes 452 amino acids. The record is from RefSeq and is a predicted model, not a curated record. The transcript has a single exon. Lineage: Eukaryota; Viridiplantae; Streptophyta; Pinopsida; Cupressales; Cupressaceae.